Messenger RNA from Encephalitozoon cuniculi GB-M1, 1188 nucleotides. RefSeq lists its product as uncharacterized. The record is from RefSeq and is marked provisional. The transcript has a single exon. The coding region runs from base 1 to 1188 and encodes 395 amino acids. Lineage: Eukaryota; Fungi; Microsporidia; Unikaryonidae.
AUGGAACAGAUCAGCCGUAUUAAAAUAGCACUUGGCGAAGUUGAUCUCAACUAUUUUAAAAGGGCCUUUACAGAUGGAAAAGGAGGAUUGUGGGACAGUACAGGAUCGCUUAUUACUGAUACUAUAAGAAAUCAAAGAAUGCGCCCUGCCAUUGCCUUCUACAGAAACCUACUUGAUGAUAUCCUCAAGGACUUGGAGGAAAAAGGGCACUCCGAAGGAAUUACUGCUGUCAAUGCAGCCAAGGAUGCACUAAGGGCCUUAGAUGAUGUUGCUAACCGCCUAUAUAUAAUUCUUAAAGCUACUGGACCAGACGGCACCGAGUUUCUCUAUUACUUUAGAGAGAUUGACAGGUCUCUUAAGGACUAUCCAGAACUACUCAAAACAUUUAGAGAUGCACUUGAGAAAGUGUUGCCACACGUCCGUGAAGACCUGGAGGUCGAAGUGAAUAAGAUGAAGGUCCCUUUGCGGCUUGUCAUUCGUGAGCUCUUGGAAGGUCUAAAGGAUGAAGUGAGUGGAACUAAGAUCCCUUUGGAGUUUGUCACUACUGAUCUCUUAGAUUACAGGGUUGAAGCCAACUGGAGCUUGUGUAAUUUUCCUCAAGAUCUAAAUGAAUCAGCCCUUCACGUCCUUCGACGAUACUUUUGGCAUGACAUUGAUGAGGCUUCUCUUUCCGAGACAAUGAAGAAUGAGCUGGACUGUUUAGAAAAGAUGAUCACCAAAGUCCCAGAGCCCCAUAGAGCGCAACUCUACGAGAUUCUUCGAGAUGUCAGGACGGCCUUUAACUCCCUUGCCCAAAAGCUCAAGGCUCUCAGAACAUCAUGUGCCCGAGUCAUUGAUGAUGUUGAAAGGAAUAGAAAGUCUUUUUCUGCUGCAUUCAGUGAACUAAACAGAAUGUUGAGUAAAGCAGAGAAAGGCCUGUCUGACCUGAAGGAAAGGAUCUCCGAUCUCGAAAGGGUCCUUCCCUCCUCUCCCCCGAUGAAACUAUGUGAACUCCUAUGCUUUAUGUUCAUUGCCAUUCUGGCCAUCCAUGCUUUUCUUCACCUUGCCGAGGAUAAAGACAGCAGGGUGAAGACAAGAUGGAACACUGCACUGUACUCACUAGCUGUGGCCGGGACCAUCAUGCACCAGAUGUGGGUACUGUGGGGGGGGGGUGGAACUGGCAUGAGGAUGGGACAAGUGAUGUGUUGA